CUAGACUGCAGGGGUAAAACAAUAAAACAGAGCUUAUCGCUUUAAACACCAAUCUCUGAGCGAACAGAGAUCAAAAAAGUCACAGAAAAAAGGUGGGGAGAAAAAAAAACACAACAACAAUAAAAGACAUUUUUUAAAUUGCGGAAUACGGUUUUUAGCGUGUGAAUCUCAGUAUUGAUAUCACUUGCUGUUCUCGGUUGGGUAGUUAGCGAGGUCUUUGGAAAGCGCUUCAGACUGUUUACCAAAGAAAUGGUGAUGGAGAAGCCAAGUCCCCUGCUGGUCGGGCGGGAGUUUGUGAGGCAGUAUUACACACUCUUAAACAAAGCGCCGGAUUUCCUGCACAGGUUCUACGGCAGAAACUCCUCCUAUGUUCAUGGCGGACUGGAUGCCAAUGGCAAGCUGACGGAGGCAGUAUACGGCCAGGCUGAGAUCCACAAGAAGGUGAUGUCCCUGCAGUUCAGCGAAUGCCACACAAAGAUCCGGCACGUGGACGCACACGCCACCCUGAGUGAUGGCGUGGUCGUCCAGGUGAUGGGGGAGCUCUCCAACGCCGGACAGCCGAUGAGGAAGUUCAUGCAGACCUUCGUGCUCGCUCCGGAGGGUUCUGUGGCUAACAAGUUCUACGUGCACAACGACAUUUUCCGUUACGAGGACGAGGUCUUCGGAGAUUCAGAGGCCGAGCUCGACGAAGAGUCUGAAGAAGAAGCUGAGGAGGAGCAGGAGGAGAGACGACCUUCUCCUGAGCCCAUCCAGGACAGUCCCAACAGCAGCCCCUACUAUGAGUCACACCCUGUGGCCAACGGUGUGGAGGAACCUCCAGAGGAGCCUGCACCGGAAGCAGAACCAGAACCUGAACCAGAGCAGAAGGUCGAGGAGCUAAAGCCUGAGAUUGAGGAGAAGGUUCCUGAGGAGCUGGAGGAGAAGGCACCCUCCCCUGUUCCUGUCGAGUCUCCACCCAAUACGCAGGAGCCACCUAAGACCUUCUCCUGGGCUUCAGUUACCAGUAAAAACCUACCGCCCAGCGGAACAGUCACUCCAUAUGGAAUAUCGCCCCAUGUUGUUAAAGCUCCAAGCUCACAGCCCAGGGUGGAGGCCAAGCAGGACUCGCCGGCCGCUCCGCUUAGAGUGCGGGACCAGCGCACCAGAGAGAGGCCAGCCUUCAUUUCACGAGGACCCAGACCUGAUGGAGCUACGUCGGAGCCGCAGGUGGGAAAGCCCCCCUUCAGCUUCGUCAGCAAAGGAAGAGGAGAGUCUGAAGGGAGCGAGAUGGACAGCAGACGGCCUGUUCGGUACCCCGAUAGCCACCAGCUGUUUGUGGGCAACCUGCCUCACGACAUAGACGAGAACGAGCUGAAAGAAUUCUUCAUGAAUUAUGGGAACGUUGUCGAGCUGCGGAUCAACACCAAAGGCGUUGGUGGCAAGCUGCCCAAUUUCGGCUUUGUGGUCUUCGACGACUCUGACCCUGUGCAAAGGAUCUUGGGGGCGAAGGUAGGAGGGCCCAUAAUGUUCCGGGGAGAGGUGCGGCUGAACGUGGAGGAGAAGAAGACGCGGGCCAUGCGGGAGCGGGAGACCCGGCCGGGCGGCGCCGACGACCGCAGAGACCUGCGCCGUAACGACCGGGGCCCGGGAGGCCCGCGGGGUGUCGUGGGAAAUGGGAUGAUGCGCGAUCGAGAUGGAAGGGGCCCCCUUCCCAGGGGAGGGAUGGCUCCCAAGCCAGGCCUGAGCUCAGGGAGAGGAGAGAGCCGCUUUGCCACCCAGCGCCGCUGAAAUAGUGCCCCCUGCUGUUUGGAAGUAGUACCACGUUCAUCUUUACCUUUUUUUUUUUUUUCUUUUUUUUUUGCGUUAAUUAAAUCACAUGUAUAAACACACUUUUCUCCCUUCCCCUUUUUGGCGUUGGAAUGUGACAGCCUGUCCCCCAUUUUCCUUGAUGUGAAACCGACUCACAUGCAUUAUACCAGCUUUAAGCUGAAAUAUUCCUGCUCAAUUCGUACUUUUUGUCGUUUUUGAACAAGCCCACCAGGAGGGGGAGGAAAAACCUGCAAUGUGAAGAGGGACCGGGAUUCAGCGUUUUUUUUUUUUUCUUUUCUUUUCUUUUCUUUUUUUCUUUCCAUGCAGCCCGCCAGUCGACAAAGAUCAUGAUUAUACUUGCCUCAAGCUAUGGGGAGGCCGCUUCAGAGAACCCCGUUGCACUUUCUGAAUUUAUUGGCCCGUCACUGUUGGAAAUGAGGUGCAGAUUGUGUAGUUUUUGGUGGUGGUGGAGGGGAGAACUGGUCGCCUCUAUUUUUAACAUUGCUUAAAUCAAAAUUGCAGUAAUGCACUCGUCAAUAUGCAGUAAUGGGUACGUCUGGUUACUUUGGCCUUUUCGGUGGGAUAGCUGGCUGACGGUGUCUGGCUUGCUGUGACCAACUCAUUUCUCCCUCUUUCCUCCUAUUUUAGCUUCAUUUUUUUGACCCUUACCAAUGUUUUAGUUGCUGCUGGGAAAUGGACCAAGAGUUUUUCUGAUUUAUCGACCAAUCCUGCACUUCAGCUCGUUUUACGAUUCCCCCCCCCC
This is a messenger RNA of Paramormyrops kingsleyae, 2551 nucleotides long. RefSeq names its product G3BP stress granule assembly factor 2a (gene g3bp2a). NCBI's taxonomy places the organism in Eukaryota, Metazoa, Chordata, Actinopteri, Osteoglossiformes, Mormyridae. Gene Ontology annotation, cellular component: ribonucleoprotein complex; cytosol. The record is from RefSeq and is a predicted model, not a curated record. Gene Ontology annotation, molecular function: mRNA binding.